UUCCUUCUUCGUUCUUUUCACGAUCUUCUUGAGAUAGCCGUCAAGGUUUUGGAGUUUUCCAUGAGGGUCGCCACUUGCAGGGGCACGCUGUCCUGCGCAUUUGUCUCCGAGAUAUAGAAAUCGUUCUCUCCGUUCGAGAGCCUCCCUACUCUUCCCGCGAUGUCCUGGAAUUUAUUACAUGGUGCUGUGUCUUUAGGAACACUGCUGGCGACUUCGUGGUUGAACGUAAUAUUGUACACGUCCCAGGUCGCUUUGAGUAUCUACUAUUUGCAUCACUUUACGGCGUUGAGGUGGUUGCGCUACUGGAUCUUGGCAUCCUUAGUCCUCGACGGAGCUUGUUCGAUCGUCGUUAUGGCUAGCAUCUACAUGUAUCUGGUUAUCAACCCUUGCCCAUUACAACCCACGUUUACAUGGACCGUCCCGACAAUUGAGUUACUCACGUACAAUUCUGCAUCAAUUGCGCAGGCCUUUUUUUGUUACCGACAUUGGACGAUCGCAAGGAACAAGUGGAUCACAGGAUGUAUAAUUAUCCUUAUCACAGCAUAUAUGGUUUGAAAUCUGAUAUCGACGGUCCAUGUUAUCAUCUACCCGAAGCAACUCGUUUCAGCCGUACCUCUGAUAAUGUACGCUUAUGCACUAGCUAGCUCACUGCACAGGCUGCUGCGUUUUCGAUGGCCCAAAAUGGAACCCAAAAGGCUUCGUUUGCGGCUUCGGAUUUUA
Desarmillaria tabescens is the source of this 720-nucleotide messenger RNA. RefSeq lists its product as uncharacterized. The transcript has 6 exons. Lineage: Eukaryota; Fungi; Basidiomycota; Agaricomycetes; Agaricales; Physalacriaceae. The record is from RefSeq and is a predicted model, not a curated record. The coding region runs from base 160 to 555 and encodes 131 amino acids.